AAAUGCCAAGCAACUUCCGUUGCAAAAGCAUCUCACCCAGUUUGUCAAAGAAGCGCUGCACCAAAAAAUCCUCAUAACUCGUCACUUCCAUUUGAAUCAAAGCAGUUCCUUGCUGCUUCUAACUACAGCUAAAACCUUCCACUGCAAAAGAGUAUUCUUAUCUGAAGACUGUACCCAAGGAACAAGAAGAAUGGCUGAUGCACUUAUAGCUGCCACAAUAGAGGUAGCAUUGGAGAAGACACUUUCCCUUGCCAAUGAAAGGAUUGGCAACUUAUUCCAAUUCAAGGAGGAUUUGGAGACCCUGAAAGGAUCUGUUGCCAUGAUCCAAGCUGUCUUGGCUGAUGCUGAGGAAAAGCAAACGCAUGACCAGGCCGUGCAACUGUGGCUCCAGAGGCUAGAAGCCGUGGUGUUUGAUGCCGAGAAUUUGUUGGACGAGCUGAAUUAUGAAGCUCUUCGUCGCCAACUUGUGGGCAAGGUGCGCUCCUUCAUCCUCUCCUCUGACAUUAAUAUUGUUUUCCGACGGAGAAUGGCCUCUAAGAUCAGGGACAUCAACAAGAAGUUGUAUAAGAUCAAUAAAGAAGCCAAUGAUUUUGGACUGAUCAGAUUCCAAAGAGCAAGUUUCCCCCCUUCUACUACUGCUAAAGUCACACUAAAUAGAGAGACGGAUUCUAUUGCUGGCCAUUAUAUUGUAGGAAGAGCUAAGGAUGAAACAAGGCUGGUGGAGACCUUGCUAAGCUUGUCAGAAAAAGCCGUUUCUGUAAUUCCCAUCCUUGGGAUGGGCGGAUUGGGAAAGACUACUUUAGCUCAAUCUGUAUACAAAAAUAGUCACGUUCAUAGCCAUUUUGAGAAAAAAAUUUGGGUUUGUGUGUCCGACAACUUUGACGUGACCAGGCUUUUGAAAAUGAUUUUAGAAUCACUCACGAGAAGAAAUGUUGAAAUGACCAGUAGGGAUGUCAUCGUCCAGGAAAUUCGAGAACAACUUGUGGGAAAAAAAAUUUUUCUUGUUCUUGAUGAUGUCUGGACCGAAAAUCUUACCUUGUGGGAUGAUUUUUUUGGUUCAUUACUGGGACUAAAUGCAACUAAUGGAAAUUGGUGUGUUGUGACUACUCGUAAACAACAAACUGCAUCCAUUGUGGCCACACAUGAUCCUUAUGUGCUAGGAAAGCUAUCUGAUGAUGAUUGUUGGUCUAUCCUAACAAAGAAAGCCAUUGCAGGUGGAGAAAUUCCCAAACAAUUGCAUGUCAUGAAAAAGGAAAUUGUAAAAAAAUGUGGUGGUCUACCACUGGCUGCAAGUGUAAUGGGAGGUUUAUUGCGUAUGAAGAGAAAAGAGGAGUGGCAAUUGGUUUUGAAGAAUAAGCUUUCAAAUUUCAGUGGAGAUGAAGAUGGUGUCAUGGAAAUACUUAAAUUGAGUUUUGAUUGUUUACCAUCUCCAUCCAUUAAGAAAUGUUUUGCAUAUUGUUCUAUAUUUCCUAAGGAUACUAUGAUGAAAGGAGAUAUGCUAAUCGAACUUUGGAUGGCAGAAGGUUUGCUCCAAGCAGAUGUCAACAACCAAAUAAUGAUGGAGGAAAUUGGAAUGAAUUGUCUGAGAAUUUUAUUACAGAGUUCGUUGUUUGAAGAAACCAAAAGUUAUCAGGAAACACAUUAUUAUAAGAUGCAUGAUCUAGUGCACGACCUCGCAGAGUCAAUGUCAAAGUCUACUAAAGUUAUUAACAAUAUUCGUUACCUUGCAGUAGAUUUAUCUGGUGGCAGAGAAGACAGAGAAAAACUUUUGGAGAGGCUAUCAACUUCGCUUCGUACAUUGUUUGUAAAGGGUGACCUAUCUGGUGAUAUGUUAAUGAAGUUGAAGAACUUGUAUGUUUUGAAUUUGUCUCAUGCAACGACUCAAGAGCUACCGAUCACUAUUGGCAAAUUGACACAUUUGCGAUAUGUUAACCUUUCUAGUUCUAGAAUUCGUAUUUUGCCAGACUCCCUUUGCAAGCUUUAUAAUUUGCAGACAUUGGCACUAGAUGGCAUGUAUGUCAAAGAUCUUCCGAAGGGGAUGUGCAAUUUGAUUAGCUUGAGACAUCUCUACUUUUACACCUUUGAUGAAAAAUUUCAAAUGCCACUAGAGAUGGGACGACUAUCUUGCCUUCAGACACUAGAGUUCUUUAAUGUGGGUCGAGAAAAGGGUCGACAAAUUGAAGAGCUUGGAUGCUUGAAAAACCUCAAAGGCAGUUUAAGUGUACGCAAUCUUCAACUAGUAAAGGAUAGGAAAGCAGCUGAGGAAGCAAAUCUAUUUGGAAAGGCAAAUCUAUUUAGGCUGGUACUUGUGUGGGCCUUGGCUUGGGAUCGAGAAGGUGACAACUACAACUACGACAAAGAUGUGUUAGAUGGCCUUAGGCCUCAUCCAAAUUUGGAGGAGUUGGUAAUUCAGCGUUUUAUGGGUGAUCAAUUUCCUCGAUGGUCAAUGGAUUUGCCAAUAACACUUCCCAAGUUAGUGCGUUUGGAGUUUUAUUAUUGCCACAGAUGCAGAGAACUCAUUCCUUUGCAAAACUUUACGUCUCUUAAAGAGCUGGUGAUUUGGUUUUGCCGUGGAUUAACGAAUCUACCCAGUGACAUGCUACAGUCUUGUAUCUCUCUCCAAAAGCUUCAGGUGGCUUAUUGCGACAAGCUUAUCUCCUUUCCGCUUGAUUUGCAACAAACGCCUUCUCUUUUGGAGUUAGAAUUAUACGCGUGUCCCAAACUGAAAACAAGUAUGACGCCCAAAGGAUUUGGUUUCCUAACCAGCUUAAAUCGUCUUGAAAUUGGUCCCUUCUCAGAUGAUGAUGACCACGAAAAUUCUUCAAUUUACAAUGAAUUUGAUUGGUCUGGAUUGAUAUCCUUCUCCUCUUUGUCAUCCAUACUAUGUGACCUAGAAUUAUUUGGUUUGCUACACAUGGAGUCCCUACCACAUCAAAUCCAAUACUUGACCACUCUCACGUCACUUCGGCUACAUGACUUUGGAGGUAUAAAAGCUCUGCCAGAUUGGUUCAGAAACUUUGCUGCUCUUGAAUACCUAUGUUUAUUUGGUUUCAAAGAGCUUCGACAUUUACCCUCUGAGGAUGCCAUGAGAAGUCUCACCAAACUAAAAGUUCUACUAGUUUAUGGUUCUCCUCUGUUAAAAGAAAGGUGCACUCCUGAGAGCAGCAGCCUCGACUCCCAGUGGUCCAAAAUUUCUCAUAUUCAACUCCUAUUAAUAAGCGAUUAACAGUUCAUCUUCAGAUCAAAUUCAAUCAUUUUUCAUAGAUGGUUGUAGAUUCGUCGAUGGCUCGUGAUUCAAGAUUGAGCUGGAUCUCAGCCAUUGAAUUGGGGAGUAACUUGUUUUUACUUUUUUUUCUUUGCUUUCCCUACACAUUGAGGAAAAUGUGUAUGUUAAGUGUGGGGAGGAAAUGCUGUUAAGUAGGAGUUACUUUGGUGCUUAUAUGGUAAAUGCUUGGAUAUGAUAUUAGAAAUUUGCCUUGUGCUUAAAAUUGUUGUUUUUUUGGGUUUGCUGACAGAAAGUUUCAUCCAGUUUUAAAGGGAAACUCUAUCAAAAUUUUUUCAAAAUCUUGUCCAAAUUUCAAAAUUUGCCCCAAGUCUUUCAUAAAUUGUUCAUUUGAAUCCACAAGUGGAUGAAGUUCAUGUCCCUUUUGUUUCAAAAUUCUCCUAUACAAGUGAGAUGAUUUUAGUAAUUGGACAAUUCAAUUCUCACUUGAUUUGGAAGCAAUUAUCAUAUGACUAGAAUUAUUGCAUGUGAGAAAGUAUAUCUUGUAAAAUAGAGAAAAUUAUGCCUACAUUUUGCAUAGUAAAUAAAAUCUCUCAUCUUACUUAUUUUUAAAGUAAUUGAUUUAUAUAGUUGCUAGAAUAUUUUUCUUCCAAAUGUGACCUUAUUGAGGAAUUUUAUGUUAAAAAAAAUUCAAUAAAUUCUUGUACUGAGUAACCCAGAGUUUUCAUCUACAUAUAUCAACUUUUGCAUCCAAAGAUAUUGGAAUUGGGAGUAAUAAGUGAAGUGUUGAGUAACUGGAGAUUUUUAUCUAAAAAUGUCAAUCUUCACAUCAAAAGGCAUUUUCACAAUUUUAAGAGUAAAUAAAAGAAAAAAGAAAGUGAAUAGUUCCCUCUUAAGUUUGUGAAGCUAAACAUCUCAUUUAGAAGGAAGAAAAUCUCCAAGGUAACUAUAUAUGUUAGUUAUUUGUGAAAUUAGGUAAGAUAGAGAGAUUAAAUUUGUUUGGUUGAAUUUUGGGUGUAAUUAUCUCUCUUUUACAUGAUAUGAUGAGUAUUACAGGUAAUAGGAAAAAAAUUGCAUAAUCAAAGCUUGCCAAAGUUAAGAGAGAUUGAGUUUCAAGUUCACUUGAUUCAUUUCACUUCUUAAAUUAUUGCUGGUUUGUAUUUCUUAUUACUCGAGGACAAGCAAUGAUUUAAGAGUGGGGGAAUUAUAUGAAAAAAGCUAAAAAGUUCCCGUGGUUAUUCUUCACAAUUUUCUCUUCUUCCUUUUUCUCAUCCUAUUUAUUAUCUUUCAAAGCUGCGGCAUUAGCAUUUCUUGUCAAGUUCAAAAUACCGUGCUUCUCAUUUACUCCUAACAACAUAAUACUCUUGUAACCGUCGAUUAACAUGAAACCAAGCACCUAUCCUGUUCUGUGCUUUGAUGUAUUACUAUAACUCUGUUAAUAUUCUGUUCCACACUUUGUUUUUGUAGGAUUGACAGAACAAUAGCUUCACGAAAUUAUCUAAAUUGUUUUGUUAGAUCUCUUGUUUACUACAUAAUGUCUGAGCUUGAAUUUUCUAUUUUGCAGUGAUCUUAGGCUCAAGGUUUAAGUGGAUAUAUCCAUUGGCCAUUAAUUACUCAUUGAAUUGCAAGGCCAGUAGCUUGGACAAAAAUAUUUAUGAUGGCAAUUUUUCUUUCGUAUCGGUGCCUUAUAUAGCCAACACUUGAUAUCCUUGUUGUCGGAGCUUGCACAUUGUCUAUCUGCCUUUUCAGUCACGAGGUCCAGCAAAAGUUUUCUGUCUGUGUUUUGAUUGCUUAAUGACUGUCAGCUGGCCUGUACAAUCUACUGGGAAAAAAUUUCUUGCCCCAGCUUAUCAGAUGUUUUUGAAGAGCCAUCAUUACCAGGACUUUUUGAUGAUCUUUAUUGGCAGUUUGAUGACCAUUACUAGAGAAAUAGAUUGACCAUUAAGAGGUUUUGCAAACUUUCGAGUGUUAUCGCAAGGUUAGCAUAUCCAUGAAGACAAUGGUCAAUCAAGGGGUUUUCGCAUCAUCGCUUUGGUGUUUUGGUUCAAAUUUCUGAUAUUGCCGAGGUAGCCGAGGACGAUGUACUGUUCAUGCAAUGAAGUUGCACAAAACUUGGUACUUGGUGGAGUAUCUUCCAACAUGGUCAAGUUUAAGCAGGAUGUUUUGAAGCCUUUCAAAAGCUAGUCAAGUCUACUUGUUGCAACUUGCUGCUCUUAGUGAAUCCACCUUGAACUGUCCAAAUGAUUCAGCAAUUUGUAGUCACAAUAAUGAGGGGCUGAUUUACUUGUAACUGAAUUAGCUAUCUCUGGCAUACUGCUCGUCGUUAGAAAUUAGAACUAGCUGGUGUUUUGGUUGCAGUUAUAUGCGGAUUUUGCUGUGACUUAAUGGCUCAUUUUCUGAGUUCCACCACAUAGAGCUUGUAUUGGCAAAACAGAUUGACCAUGAGAAGCUUACAAAUUUUUAGGAAGUACCCUCAGGUUUACAAUUUUUUUAAAAAAAAUGGAUAAAUAGAUGUGUUCAGUAUCAA
Molecule: messenger RNA, 5750 nt
Organism: Coffea arabica (coffee)
Lineage: Eukaryota; Viridiplantae; Streptophyta; Magnoliopsida; Gentianales; Rubiaceae
Product: putative disease resistance protein RGA4
Molecular function (GO): ADP binding
Source: RefSeq, a predicted model, not a curated record